Astyanax mexicanus (Mexican tetra) is the source of this 6941-nucleotide messenger RNA. RefSeq names its product oxysterol binding protein-like 7 (gene osbpl7). Bases 918 to 3557 code for a protein of 879 amino acids. Lineage: Eukaryota; Metazoa; Chordata; Actinopteri; Characiformes; Acestrorhamphidae. The record is from RefSeq and is a predicted model, not a curated record. Gene Ontology annotation, cellular component: intracellular membrane-bounded organelle; perinuclear endoplasmic reticulum; plasma membrane. The transcript has 22 exons. Gene Ontology annotation, molecular function: cholesterol binding.
UUCUUCAACAGGUUAAGGUAUUCAACAGAGCAGGUAUUAUUUGGAUCGUGGAUCAUUAUCAGCAUUGCAGCGACACUGGCAUGGUGCAGGUGUGCAUGGGCGUGGUUGUGUAGGAAAAGUGGACCUGACUACCCAGGGCCUGAGUAGGGAGAGGGGCUUAUGAAAAUCCUGAUUUUUCUGAUGCUACCCACAGGACACCGUUGACUGGAUAUCUCUGGUUGUUGAACUUUUGUCAGUCCAUCAGUGACACUUAAGUGUUUAAAAACUCCAGCAGCACUGCUGUGAUCCACUCACACUAGCACAACAUACACUAACAUACCACCACCAUGUCACGCAGUGUCACUUCAGUGAUCAGAAUGAUUCACCAGCCAAAUAAUCCCUGCUCUGUGGUGGUUCCUACAAUUCCUACAAUAGAAAUACUGGCUCAUUAACAAAAUUCUAGGGCACAAGUUCUUUUAAUGACCAGUAAUGAAAUGUUUAGUUAAAAAAGUACCUGAAAUCAAUAAAAUCCAAAUCACAGUUGCCAGUAUUUAGGUUUGUCUGUGCUGCAGUGUCCAUCAGCCUUUUCAAAGUCUUCCCGCCUGCACCGCUAAUUCCUAUAGCUCCUUAGUCACUAAUGCGGAUAAUGGUUUGGCUGAACUGUGGUGAGAACUUCAGGUCCUGAAGAUGUUAAUUCCUCUCGCUGGUAGAAGACGCUCGAGGAGGUGUUAACAAGAACUGUGUUUGUUUUUGGAUACUUUUUCGCAAAUGGGCAAACGUAAUGAUCACUUACGUGAAAAUCUUAUUUCUGAAAUAUCACAGAGGUCAGUUGGACAGAGGAAUCUCAGAUAUGUGAUCGUGUGGCCCUGAACAUCUAGGACAACAUCCAGUUUGUCAAUGUUCAGUCAAAGCGUGUAGAAGAAGAGUAUAUUUUCAGCAUGGAGCCCUAUGGAUCCAUGGUAGACCACAACCAGUUGCAGGCGAGUGGCCUUGACCGGACACCUUCUGGAUGGCAUAAGCCCACACACUCCAGGAGCAGCAGUACUGCAUCUUCUCGCCACUCACGACAGCAUGUAAAGGACUGGGAGAUAAUGGACGAUCUGCAGGCAGAAAUAGGCCCCAGUGUAGAGAACGUGCAGGAUAUGAGCCCUCCAGGCAUUUGUGAAGGCUAUCUGAUGAAGAGGAGAAUAUGGCCUCUUAAAGGAUGGCACAAGAGAUAUUUUGUGUUGGACAAAGGGAUUCUUAAAUAUUCAAGAAAUCAACAUGAUAACUCUAAGGGGAAGCUAAGCGGGUCGAUGGACGUCAGUCUUGCAGUGAUGUCAGUAAACAGAAAGGCAAGACGUAUAGACCUAGAUACAGGAGACAGUCUCUAUCACAUCAAGGCAAAGAGCCAUGACCUCUUCUACAUAUGGGUGACCAAACUGAGCGCCCAUCGGGUAUUUAAAAAGAAUGAGACGGCACAUGCUCACAAUGGCUUCCUGCAAGCUAUGACUCAUGGUGGCAACGCUGCUCAGAGAAAUGGUGCCAUGCAAGAUGCGUCUCAGAGUCUGUCUGGUUCCUAUGUGACUGAUAUGGCAGCUCAGAGCACAGACCUGCCCUCUGCUAACCCUGCUGUCAAUCGGAAAGUGUCUGCCUGGCUCCAGCAGGCCCAGGACCCCGACAGCUGCACUCAAGAACUGAACCGCUGUCAGUUAGAUUUGAGUGAUCUGAACCGUCUGGUCCAGAAGCUGCACUGCUUGGAAUCGGGUCAGGCUUUCAGCAAUGGAGAGCUUCAGAGGAUCAUCAGCAUGCAGAAUCUUUCACUUGAGAAACCCAAGAAGAAAUGUGGCAAGAUGUGGGGCCACUCUCGCACACUGUCUCGGGUUGAGGCUCUUGGAAUGCCACUGCGUAGGAUUACUAAAUCGUUUUCAUCCAGCCACUUGAGCGUUUCAUCCCACCUGGGCACCUCUGUUCCCUCCAUCCCUGAUUAUGUCUACUCCCAGCUUGCUCCCCCAGUCAACAACUCUCCUGAAACAAGAAAGCUGCACCAGGACAUCUGUACAGUUUCUCAAAGAGUGCAUGCCUCCCUGAGAGCAGUGCAUGAUGCUCUGUCUCAGGAUCGCCAUCGGCUGCAGGAGGCGUGGGCCAGUGGAGAACUCCGUCAGAACACUCCAGCUCAGAUCAGCAGCCUGUGUUGCACACUGACUGAGUCGGAGUCUGGACGGCGUGCCCCUGGCCGUGCACCCUCAGUAGCAGACUCGGCGGCAGAGUAUUUUGAUGCAUGUGAUGACAUUGGAGGAAGCUCCUCUGAAGCAUCGGAUGAGUCAGGUCUGAGUGAUGCCUCCAGUAACUCAGAGCCUGAUGAGGGUCAUGCAACAGCAACACGGAAGUAUCGCGCCAGUCUUUCCAAGGCGCAUUCCAAGUCCAGGCGAGUCCCGCAGAACACCGGCCGCCGGACCACCUUGCCCGCAGUCUGCCCUGAUAAUAGCCAUGUGGGCCUCAUGGCUAUCCUUUAUAACAAUAUUGGCAAGGACUUGUCCCGUGUGUCCAUGCCAGCAGCACUGAAUGAGCCUAUCAACCUGCUCCAGAGGCUAUGUGAGGAGCUGGAGUACUCAGAGCUACUGGACAUAGCCAACCGUACUGAUGACCCCUACCAGAGGAUGGUGUACAUUGCUGCCUUUGCAAUCUCUGGAUAUGCUACAGCUCAGUACCGUAACCGGUAUAAACCCUUUAAUCCAGUUUUGGGAGAGACGUAUGAAUGUGUAAGGGAGGACAGGGGCUUUCGCUUCAUCAGCGAACAGGUUUGCCAUCAUCCACCCAUCUCUGCUUGUCAUGCAACAUCUGAUAACUUCUCCUUCUGGCAGGACCAGAGGUGGAAGAACAAAUUCUGGGGAAAGUCUUUGGAGAUAAUGCCAGCUGGAAUGGUGAAUGUGACUCUAUCCAAGUAUGGAGACCACUAUGAAUGGAAUAAAGUGGUGACAUGCAUCCAUAACGUUCUCAGUCAGCAGAGAUAUCUAGAGCACUAUGGGGAGGUCGUCAUUCGCAACCUCAACAGCUCAGUGUGCACCUGUAAGAUUACCUUUGUCAAGUCUCGCUACUGGGGCUCAGAUACGAAUAAAAAUGAGGUUCAAGGUCAAGUACUUGACCAGAGUGGGAAUGUUGUGCACCGAUUUGGAGGAUUCUGGCACGAAGGGAUCUUCUGUGAUACGCUGCCCAACCCCCAAUGUAUCUGGAAGCCAAACCCUCAGCCUAAGGACUACAUCCUGUACUAUGGCUUUUCCAGCUUUGCAAUUGAACUGAACGAGCUGACUCCUGAUCUCAAACCUCUGCUGCCUCCCACAGACUCACGCUUGCGUCCAGACCAGAGGAUGUUGGAGAACGGCCAGGUGGAGGAGUCAGACAAGAAGAAAGACGAAGUGGAGGAAAUACAAAGAGAGCGGAGGAAAAUUUUGGCCAAGAGAGGAGAAGAGCAUAUUCCUCGCUUCUUCAGGAAAUCUAUUGAUGCAGCUGGCAGAGACGUAUGGGUGACGAAUGGAACUUACUGGAAAAUCAGGGACAAUCCUGGAUUCGCCAACAUUAAAAACUUGGAAUUGUGGUGAAGCAGAAAGAGGCACAUUUUUUUUUUGUGAUUUAUAUCUAAUUUUAUCACAUUUUCUCUCUAAUCUGGAAGGCCAAGUACCCACCCACUCAUAAGGAUCCCCUCUAUCAUUAGAAAUGCCCAUUAGAAGGGUGAAGACUAGCCCAUGUCUCCUCCAACUCAUGUGAAGUUUUAUUUUUUUAAACAAGCCAGCUCUCCGGUUCUUAUACAUGAGCUAAAAUACGCCUGUGCUGACCAGCAUCUUAUUAGGAGUGAUUGAGGGAGUGGACACCAAUUACCCACCCCAAAGAGAACAAGGACGAUUCUGCUCUCUCUCUGACUCUGGCUGCUGAUGCCAAGCAACAUGACCUGGGAUUCAAAGUGGAAAUUCUUGGAUUAUAGUGACUGCAGCCCAGAAUGUUCUUUAUUAUUGAUAAAGCUGACGUGAAUGUAAAGACAAAGCAACCUGUGGAGCACAGAUGAACUGCCCGUAAGCCACCGAGCAAGAAUAGUGCUGAUAUUUAGGAACCACGCUUUGCCCAUUCUUCCUUUCUGUUCUAGCUGAUCCUCUGGUGUUGUGAAAUGUUAUGUGUUUCUUCAAACACAUGUGUCCCUGUACCACACAUGGACUUUGUGAAUCCAUGGAACUGUGGUUGGAAUAGUGUCCUGUUUGUGUUUUCCAUCGAGACAGUCCUGAAGAAAUUGGAGAGCUGAUGUUUUGCACAUUAUGAAAUAACUGAUCUUUGGGGGAAAAGCCCAUACCUUCAACUCCCUCCCUCCUAACUAAACUGUAAAUAAUAUAAGUUUCUUGAGGAACUUUUAGGGGUUCUUAAAUGGAAAACUGUGAACGUUUCUCUUUAUGGUGUUUUGAAGAACAUCCAGGAAACUUUUUUCUUCUAAAACCUUAAAGGGAUUUCUUCUUUAAGGUUCAAAUGAAAGAACUCCUAAACGUUUCUUAAAGAACUGGUACUUAAAAAAAUAUGAUCUUAUGCAGAGCUUGAUAGAAAGGAAGGAGCUUCCUGACACUCCAUGAAAUCGUCCUCCUUCAGUCUUCUCUCUGUUCUUUAGGAGGAGAUUGACCUAGUGGCAAAAAACUGUCCCAGACCAUGAUCUCAGUUCUCUGCCCUCUUAUAGUCAUAUAUUUUACUCUUAUUUCUCUUUCUCCAUAUUUUUUUCCAUAAUCACACGUGGAAGGUGUGAUUUGAACUCGCACAAUGUAUAUUAUAUCUAGCUUCAGCCUUAAGUCUUAUUCCUGAUACAGAUCAGUAGCCAUUUAUGUAGCAAAAAAAAUUGGGUGGACUGAAACUUUUCUACAUUUUAAAACCUAAUGAGAUAAAGGAUCUCCUCAAAAAAGGGAUUUAAAAAGGGAAUUCAACAGAUUUGACAAAAUAUAUGCAUGAUUAAAUAUAAACAAAAUAAUUUUAGAGUGGUGUAGUGUGAAAAUUGUUCACAGUGGUGGUGAUGGGGACUAGGCAUUUCUUCUAAAAGCUUCUUGACAGAAAGGUUUAACAUGAAAUGGUUUGAAAUAUGCCUAAGACUUUCUUUAACAAGACAUAAUAUAUAAUUUAUAUAUAUUAUAGGGUAUUAAACAAUUCCGAUAUAUAAGUAUACUGAAAGAAAUGUCCAAUUUGCAGCAAUUGUUGUCAAAUAAAGUAAAUUUUCCUCAUGAGACAUGACUAAAAGUACAUAAAAAAAAUAUUUUGUUGUUAAGUUACAAUAAGCUACCGGCAAUUUUUAUUUGUCAGUAACUUAUUGUCAUACAUUAUACAUUAUACAUUAACAGAGUGGCAUUGUCAAUUAAUUUUGUAAUAAAUAUAUAAAAUAUACAGCACACUAAACAUUUUAUUUUGUGGUAAAAUAAAUGUAAAUAAAAGCGUGAUCCAGUAUAUCUAAAAUAAUUUUGACAAUAUGUUUAUAGCUAAAGUGUACAGUAAAUAUUUAAUUUCAGUAAUAUCUUUCUUAAAUAAAUGUUAAAUGACUGUGCUGCUGUCUACAGUGAAACUAUUGUAAAUGUAUUGACUGACUAAAACUGCAUACACAAAUUGCAAUAAAUGUAUACAAAUAAAAUACAGUACAUACAAUUACAUGACUAAUACAUAUACAGUUUAUUAUAUACAGACAUCACAGCUUCUGGCUCCUAUCAUCAUCACUGUAAAGUUAGAAUUCAAAUGAGAUUCUGGGAGUGCAAAGCACUGUUAAACACUAAACCUCUUUUAAUGGCAUUGUCUAGGAAUGAUGAAUAAAUUCCCAUCCUUCCAUCCUACAGUGCUACUGACCAGUCAUGCCCACACCAGCCCGUCUGUGAUAAGAAACCCUUUUUGUUCUGUUCUGAAAACACGUGGGGACGGGUCAGUUGAGGACUGAGUGUUCAAGGUGAAAUGCAUGCAUUCUUAUAUAUAUAUUUCAAUAUUUUUAUUUGGAUAUACUGUAUGAAGCCCAAAGGAAUUACUUACUAAAGAUAAUUGAGAUGUGGUAAUAACCUUUAGUAUUGUCGCAAUGUUGCAUUUUUACACAAUGAAUUCAUGCUAGACUCUCUGGCAUGUGUAAGGACAUUAGUUCUUUUUCAAAGUCACAGCUCACCCAGAGAGGCUUCCUCUAAUAGGAUUAGUUCUAAUUCGGUCCUUCACACAGGAAGCACACAGACGGCACAGGGAGGAACAGCAUUAUACUGAAUGCUGAACAUGUGAACUGUUCUUCUUAGGAUUAGCACACUUUUUAUAUGUGUUAUUAAAUAAUACUUUAAAUAUAUUAACUUAAAUGUUCAUGAAGUAUGGUAUUAUAUUCAAAUGGAAAGUAAAUAUGAAUAAACUGUCAUAACUGUUCGACUGUAUGUAAAGUUUUUCAAGGUUUAAAAAUCUGAAUAGUUGGAUUAGAACUAACACAUACCUAUUCAUUAAAACGGAAACACACAGAACAUAUAAAAUACAAUGACAGUAAAGCAAUAUUGCAUAUUUAAGCAUUUAUUACAUUUAGAACAAAUUAAAUACAGUCUGUACAUUUAUUUGCAUUAAUAUUGGAGGGGUCUUCUAUGUUUGAGCCUCAGUGGGCUUGGCCUUGACCAGAUAAUGAAGGAUAUAAAUCCUCUAAAAUAAUGUUCUAUUCUCUCAGUUUAACUGAGCUGAAGUCCAAGUUCAGCUCCAAAGUUCAAAUGGUUCCAAAGGAAGAACAUACAGUAUAAAUAUCAACUAGAAACAACCUGAUACCUGAUACCUCUGAGAAUCGAUCCAUUCUCCUUUAAAAGGAAUUGUGGGGAAGGCUUGAGGGAAGAUGUCCUCACACAUGAUUCCUAAAUAAGGAAUUAAAUGUCCACUAGGGGUCACCUAAACAUAGAUUGUCACAUCCUAACAAUAUAAUACAGCACCUCUAUGUGUGCAGUGUGUACCAAAUAUUGUAACAAAGAUUCAAA